Messenger RNA from Aspergillus sclerotioniger CBS 115572, 2292 nucleotides. RefSeq names its product PHD finger domain protein. Lineage: Eukaryota; Fungi; Ascomycota; Eurotiomycetes; Eurotiales; Aspergillaceae. Bases 1 to 2292 code for a protein of 763 amino acids. The transcript is spliced from 2 exons. The record is from RefSeq and is a predicted model, not a curated record.
AUGAUGCUGACCGAACCUUCUUUCAUGCUCAGCUUCAGCUAUCCAAAUGGUGAACCUCAGACCCCUACGAGGACCCCUCCAACCACCACAAUCUUUGGCGAUUCCGCUUUUCAGACACCCAAACUCGAAUCUAGCUUCUUCGAUCCCCGGGUAACGUGGGAUACGUCGGACCCCUAUGCCUCUAGCCCCGAGUUCCUCCGCACGCCGCAGAAGUUCGGGCUGAGCACCCCUUCCAUCAACCCCCUCAGGUUGCCGGACACAGUUCCCGACCGACCGACAAAUACAGAAGGCAAUCUCCGGAGUGCCAAGGCGGAGCAGGACACGGAUACGGCCAAGAGACGUCGUCCGUCUAGACCACAUGGGCAUUUUGGGGAGGAUGGUCCUCGCACGGUGGAUUCAGCCAAAUCGGCAGCCACCAUCCAGACACCCCCACCCAGCAGUGCGUCAAGGAAGAAGGUGACGGGACUCGACGAGGUCGCUGGUACAGGCCGCCGGCCGUCAGCCUCUAGUAUGGUGGGUGGCCACUUGGAGACUCCAAGCCGAUUACUGGGGGCUUCUCCGCGGCUCUUUGGCGACCUUGAAUCGUCCCCCGACCCGUUCCAACUGGCAUCCCUUGAUCCGGUCACCUCACCUUUCUUCCCACAGCAGCGGCUAUUCUGGGACCAUGAUUUCGAUCACCAUGCGGGCAACAUGGGCCUGUCUGCCAGCGACAUGUUCGAUCCCCACGCCACCGAUGCUUUCCACCUCAGCCACACUUCCAUCCAGGACCCUCACAUCCCCCAAUUACCCACAAUCGAAGGCAACAUGGAACUUCCCGAAUUCCAUGGCAAUGCAUAUAACCUCUCGUCGGGAGUAACCACUACUGACGCCGCCCUCUUCCCUGCUCCCUUCUCCACCUCCCCUCGCCGCCCCAUCACAAAGGCAGAGGAUCCAGCCAUGUUUCUGAGCUCCCCUGCACGCCGCUUUGGAGGGCCUCAGCCGACCCCUGAGAAGCGGCUCUUUUCUAGACCGACACGCCAGCCCUACCAUCAUCAAACGGAGGAGUCUAAGAGAGAGGAGCUCCGCCGCGCUCGAAGUGUCAACCACCACAUUCCAGUCUAUGAGGAUGAGGAUGACGACGACUACACCCCCCGUCAGCCUAGGCCUACUCUGACUCGUAGCCUGACACACACCGCUAUCACCGGGUCUGCUAAUCGAGCGGUGUCUGGCUGCAUGGCUUCUAGCAAUGGAAUCCGGAAGAGCCCAUCCAAGGGUCGCUCAUCUCCAAUCAAGCCCGUUCGUCAUCAGCUUUCCCGAGCCAAUUCAGUGACUGCUAGCCUUCCUAGACGCUCCCAGUCCGUAGUCCUCAAAAUAGGCAGAGACGGUAGAGCCAAAGCGGAGAUGCAAGCCGUGGCCGAGUCAUCUACGGGCUUGACGGACCCCAUCACCGGGAUGGAUCUGGACGGAUCCACCACGGAAAGCGAGUAUGACUCGGUGGACUUUUGUGAAUACCCGACGAUUCCAAGCCGCAAUCCCUCAUUUGCCUUCUCUGACACUAGUGGAACGAUGAUUGCCCGCAGUGACUCUGGCUCGCGGCCUCAUUCGAAGGGGUCUUAUACCUCCACCGCUGCUUCGUCAUCAGGACGGGCAUCCCCUUGGGCUGGCGCCUGUCGGGGACCUUCUCGUCGACCACAAUACAAGUCUACUCUGGAUGACUGGAAACGGACCCCGAAAAACCAGUCCACCGUGUUGCAUUCGGACCUGUCAUAUCUCAGUGCUGGUUCGCUCGGCGAGCCGUUUGCUGAUCCGGAGGAUGACAGUGGUGAUGCCCAGCAUGCACUCCGGAAGGUGCUCCAGGAGAAAGGCCGGAUUGCUCGCCCUCACACGGUCAGCUAUGGCUCACGGAUCAGCCGGUCUGCACGCUCCCUCGCGCACCUCCGAUCGUCUCCACCACGAUUCGGUGCGGAGCUUGAUCUCGCCUCACGAACCACCAACACAUCGCCCACGACCAUGACCGACCCCGAUCUAGCCACACCUAUUACGGACCGUUUCAGCAAUCCAAGCAACGGGACCCGGUGCGUCUGUAAUUCUAUGGACAACGGUGGCCACCUGAUGAUCCAAUGCGAAUCGUGCAGUCACUGGUUGCAUACCAAGUGCGUUGGACUGGAGCGGGCCAACCUGCCAUCCGUGUACGUGUGCCUCUUCUGCGCCCAAACCCCGACUCGUCGGAAUCAUCGGAUCCGGGGGCCUGUCGGUGCGGUUGGGCAUGCACCCACGUCGCCCUUAGCUCAUAAAUCCUAUCGAUUUCGAUGA